CUGUUGCUGUUGCAUUGAUUUUAGGUGUUUAAUGAACGCCGAAUCAAUGUUGAAACGGCUUUAUUGAUUUUAUUACAGAUACUUAUAAUAGAGAAUAAUGAUUUAAGUUUUAUUUACGAUUCCAAAUAAUAAUAAACAGCGCCAGAAAGAAAAUGGAUGAAGUACUGCAAAAAUUCAAUUCCGCUUUCGCUUGCGAUGAAACUCAAUAUGGUCCUAGAUCUGGCGAUCGGGGAACAUUAUACAAGAAUUGGGGUAGAUAUGGAAACCAAGAGCAAAGACGAAAGGAGAUUUUGAAUUUACAAAAAGGGAGCAGAUAUGAUAACUUAGACCAAUUUAGAGGGAUAUUUGACCUAUCUAAGACUAAUGAUCAACCAAUCUAUGGAAAUGAAAGGGCAUCUUAUAGACCAAAUAUAUAUGUUGCGGGUUUCACUAAAACACCAAAGACAUAUAAGAAUGUUCUUAUGCGGUCAGAAUGGUUAGUUGAGAAGCCGGAGGAUUUUAAUGAAAAUUGGUAUGUGGUAGCAUGUCCCAAAGGUGCCAGAGUACUAAUUGUGUCAGAUAGAGGAAUGACAAAACUUUAUACAAAAUAUGGACAGUUUAUAAAGGAAGUUCACACAGCUUUACCAGGCGGCAAUCCUGGUGAAAAUCACAUUAGAACAGGAAAAUUCUCUGUACUAGAUGGAUUUUAUUUGGAUGAAUAUGACACAGUGUAUGUGUUAGAUCUUCUUGCAUGGAAUAGUCAACCAAUGACUAAUGGAGAGGCUGAGUUUAGACAGUAUUGGUUGAAAACUCACCUACAGGAAAUUGAAGGGAUAAACAAAUUAUCAAAGAAAAACAAACUUACUUUCAAACUGUUACCUACUGCUUCUUGUGAUAAAGACUCAUUUAAUAAGUUCAUGAUGACAUUUCCACAUUUCACAAACUUCAAUCCCGCGUUGGAUGGGUUACUGUUCUAUCAUAAGCUGGCUAAUUACACCGCGGGACAAACUCCGCUUGUCGGUUGGCUCUACCCCUUCAUGGUGAGAGAAGUAUUGGGACAUGAUAUAACAGUGAAUGUUGCAUACGAGCUCCAAAGACCAAAAAAAUAUGAAAAUCAAGCAGUUUUCAUAGAAGAAUUUACAGAAAAAAUGAGGAAAAAAUGCAGGCCUUAUAAACCAUCUGCUAGUUUUAUGGAAACUGAAACUUCAGAGAUAGAAGCAGAAAAACCAAGGACGACUCCACAGCCACCUCAAAACAAAUAUAAUUAAGUUUACAUACAUGUAUUAGUAAACUAUCUCCAUAUACCUAUAAACUAAAUUUGUAUGGUAGUAUUAUGUAUUUAUUCUUCCAUUAAAAUAUUAAUUUUUACCACUGUGUGAUAAAUAUAACACGAGAUACACAUUUUAUUUUAAUACCCCGGUAAAAUGUACUAUUUGCAGUUACAUAAGUUUACGUAAGGGCCUUCAAUUUAAUUGUCAAUGCAUUUUUUUCGUUUUAGAAUGUUUUAGUAAUAAAAGUUUGUUUUAAAUGUUAAUGUAUACGAAAACAAUAGUGAAAUUCACAAUUAAAAGAGUUUUACUCUUUUUGUAUAAAGUACUUAUUUAUAAGUACGUAGUAGGGUUUAAUGUGACUUGUAUUUGACAUUUAAAUAAAUAAUUUCUUUUAGUUUCUCUAUGUUGGUGUCUUCGCUGUGUUUGUGAAAAAUAAGUUUCCAAAUUUAUUUGAAAUGUGCAUUGUAUUUCAAGACCAUGUAUUUUGAGGUUUAUAUAUUAUUAGCACUGUCUAGUGCUAGUUGACUUUAGUUAUAUGGCCAAUAUGACCAGUUUUUUUUAAAUAUGUGUCAACCCAAUUUUAUAGAUAAUAUAUGUUAAACUUAUUGGAUAUGGCUAACUAUAAAUGAAGUAGUAGUUGUAUUAAAUGAAUAUUUGUGAGUUUUUUAAUUUAUUUUUCUCAUUAGGUAACACUUAGUUUUUUUGAUAUUUUUAGUUUUUGGUACAAAGCAUUAUUUGUACUUAUGUAUAUUUUGUUCUCGCUAUUUUAUUAUUGCUUGUACCAGAUUCCUGGUUUUGUAUAUUUUUUAAAUGUUAAGUUAGUUAUUAAUUGAAACUAUGUAAUUUUUUUUUAUUAAGUUUUGUAAGGACUAUGUUGACAGUUGCUUAUGUUUAGAAAUGAGAAAGUAUUCGGUUUAGUCUGUAAUUUUUUACAUUAUUACGAAGUUGCUUUGAACUAUCGUAUGACAAUUAUUAAACAUAUGUAUUGUUACUUGAAAUGUAUAUUUAUAAAUGAUUUUGUAUAUGUC
Molecule: messenger RNA, 2278 nt
Organism: Papilio polytes (common Mormon)
Lineage: Eukaryota; Metazoa; Arthropoda; Insecta; Lepidoptera; Papilionidae
Gene: Snup
Product: snurportin-1
Exons: 8
Coding region: 153-1247 (364 amino acids)
Biological process (GO): snRNA import into nucleus
Cellular component (GO): cytoplasm; nucleus
Source: RefSeq, a predicted model, not a curated record